CUAAUCUAUUCAAUCAAUCAUCCAGCCCAACUUUGAUGAGAGAGAGAGGAAAGAGAAGUAUAGUGUUUUUUUGGAAUUUAAUACUCCAACUCAGAGAUAGAGAGAGAGCUUAUAAACAUUCGAAACGAAACAUGUUGCAUUUGUGCUGGGUUUGAAACGAGUCAUUAUAGUUGAACUAUAAUUUGUAUUGAAGAGAUAGAGACUCUUCCUGCAAACUUCUUUCUCUCUCUAGAAUCACAUAGCUCAGCUAUGCAGCCUUGUAGUAGAGAAAUGCAAGCAAUGAACUCAAUCUUAAACCAGUCGCUUCAAGAUCUUCAAAACGGUCAACAACAGAUGACGAACCCUCAGAUUCAAGUUCAGAGCUCCAACUUCGAUCCGGCGUCGUCUCACGACGACUUCCUCGAGCAAAUGCUCUCUACACUGCCUUCCUGUUCUUGGCCGGACCUCUCUGGACCAAUUCCCAAGUCUCCUUGGGACCUCUCGUCCAACACCUUGUCGUCGAUCGGUUUCCACAAAUCUCGAGACUUAUUGGACGAUCAGAGCCCGUCGAAUCAUGAGAAUGUUCAGCACCACCAGAUUCACUUCGACGAGUCGGCUAUGUUGGCUUCCAAGCUUCAGCAACACCAAAUCAGCGGAGGCGGCGCCGGAAAUUCGCCGGCGGCGGCCAAGUCGUUGUUGCUUCAGCAGCAGCUACUGUUGGCCAGAGGAAUUAGCGGUGGUCUGAAGUUCCCGGCGGGAGGUUCCGGCGCCGGUGAGUCUGGCCUGUUAUCCAUGCCUUUGAGUCUAGGUAGUGGCGACGACGUCAUCGACGCUUCGUCCUUCAAAUCUCCCAAUCCGGGAGGUGAUGGUUCCGUUCAGGCUCUAUACAACGGGUUGGCCGGAUCUCUGCAUGGAACCGGUCAGACAUCCAACCAAACUCAGCAUUUCCACCAUCCUCAGGGGCAGAACUACGGGGCACCGGCGGCGGUGAUGAACCAAGGUCCGGCGAGCGGUUCGGGCGGAGGAGUGGCUGCGCAGCCGAGACAGAGGGUCAGGGCACGGAGAGGACAGGCCACUGAUCCUCACAGUAUUGCUGAAAGGUUACGGAGAGAGAGAAUUGCAGAGAGAAUGAAAGCUUUGCAGGAAUUGGUUCCCAAUGCCAAUAAGACCGACAAGGCUUCAAUGCUAGAUGAGAUCAUCGACUAUGUCAAAUUCCUCCAGCUCCAAGUCAAAGUUCUGAGUAUGAGCAGGUUGGGCGGUGCUGCAGCUGUUGCCCCCCUUGUUGCUGAUAUGUCCUCUGAGGGAGGUAGUGACUGUGUUCAGAACAGUGGUGGACGGAGCAGUAACGGGGCACAAACGGCGUCAUCAAACGACAGCAUGACGAUGACAGAGCAUCAGGUGGCGAAGCUGAUGGAGGAGGACAUGGGUUCCGCCAUGCAGUACCUACAGGGGAAAGGGCUGUGCCUGAUGCCUAUCUCUCUGGCCACCGCCAUCUCCACCGCCACGUGUCACUCCCGUAACCCCAUCAACAACCACCCACUACUCGGUUCUAACGGCGAGGGUGGCCCAUCAUCUCCCAGUUUGUCGGUGUUGACCGUCCAGUCAGCCACGUUGGGUAACGGCACGGCAGAAACUUCCCUCAAAGACGCUACGUCCGUUUCCAAGCCGUGAUCACGCCCGUUGACUUCUUUUGACUCUUUUGAGAUAAGAGAGAGAAAUAAAAUAGUGGGUGCUAAGUCUACCAAAAUAAGGGUCUCUAAUCUUGAACACUGUAUUACGACCCGUAUUUACGUAGACUUGGCCCAAGCCCAGCCCAGCCUUAUAAGUUAGUAUAACAUCAGUUUAUUUAUUUUUUUAUUUUUCUUAUUUUUGGCGUUCACUAUGUUGUUUUUCAAAGUACAUGUACGAGCUUGUUGGGCCCACUGUGUGUUGAUAUGGGCUGUCAUGAUUCCAUUAGUAUGAAAUGAUUAAUAUUAUUAUUAAUUAAAAUAA
Messenger RNA from Cornus florida, 1971 nucleotides. Its product is annotated as bHLH transcription factor RHL1-like. Gene Ontology annotation, biological process: regulation of transcription by RNA polymerase II. The transcript has 8 exons. The coding region runs from base 250 to 1650 and encodes 466 amino acids. The record is from RefSeq and is a predicted model, not a curated record. Gene Ontology annotation, cellular component: nucleus. Gene Ontology annotation, molecular function: DNA-binding transcription factor activity, RNA polymerase II-specific; protein dimerization activity; RNA polymerase II cis-regulatory region sequence-specific DNA binding. Lineage: Eukaryota; Viridiplantae; Streptophyta; Magnoliopsida; Cornales; Cornaceae.